This is a messenger RNA of Orbicella faveolata, 3099 nucleotides long. Its product is annotated as WD repeat-containing protein 91-like. Gene Ontology annotation, molecular function: protein binding; phosphatidylinositol 3-kinase inhibitor activity. Gene Ontology annotation, cellular component: early endosome membrane; late endosome membrane. NCBI's taxonomy places the organism in Eukaryota, Metazoa, Cnidaria, Anthozoa, Scleractinia, Merulinidae. The record is from RefSeq and is a predicted model, not a curated record. Gene Ontology annotation, biological process: negative regulation of phosphatidylinositol 3-kinase/protein kinase B signal transduction; early endosome to late endosome transport.
GGCCAGCUAAAAAGUUGAGAUAAAUAGAGGAAGACAGAAAAAGGGGAAGAAAAGGAAAAAAUAUAUAUAUAUAUAUAAUAUUAAAACCAGAGUGAAUCGUCAGCUACUCUCAGGGGUCGGCCCGAGAAACUAACAGCGUCAAAUCGAGGCAAAAGAAAGAUGGCCGCUGCUAUACCGAUGUUGGACGACGUUAUCAAAGAGUAUCUCGUAUUUCGAGCGUUUUCGAACACCUUAAAGAGUUUUGAAUCAGAUCUAAAAGCAGAUAAGGACAAAAGCUUUAGGGUGGAUAAAAUUGUAGAUCAGUUGUACCAGUACAUCCUAAGCUAUGACAUCGUAGGUCUCAGGGACUUCUGGGACUACUUGAAUGAUCGUUUCUUCAAGAGACUGGACUAUCAGCACAACUCAAAUGUCAAGAAGUUGGAGAUGUGUCUUUUGCGGCUCUACAUAGUGCACGCAAUACAGAAUUCCAAAAAUGAUAAGGUUGUGGAGUUUUUCGAGAAGUAUACUGCAGAGCUACAGACACAAACUGAGUGGAGAGAAUGGUUUGCCAUCCCGUUUAUCAAGAAUCCUGAGCAGAAUGUCACAUUUGAGAUGUACUUUCAGAGGGCCUGGCAGGAGACAUUUUUCCUUUCACUAUACAACUUUUUGAUUACUUUGUUUCAUCACAUGCCCAUGCCAACAAUUCUUAAAUAUGAUGAGGAAAGGGGAAAGUUGCACAGGCUGGAGCAGGAGGUGUUGAAGCUCAAAGAGCAGGUUGUGUCACUGGCAGAUGAAGCAGCAAACUUACAACGUCAGAAGUCCAAACUGGAGCAAGAGCUUGCAGAAAGCCAGAGGAAGAGAGGUGAUACUGUCGAAGAGGAAGACAUGGAUGAGUUCUUUGUUGUUACCAGCAGGCCACAAGUACAAUCUGGCAAAUUUCUACCCAGCGUGUCCAAAAAGUUCUCCAAAUUAAUGUUCAAAGACAAGCAAGAAAAGAACAAGAAGGGAAAGGACCCAAAACAGCAACAACAACAGCAAAUGUUUCAUGGAGAACAAAUGCAGGCCAAAUUGAAAAGACAACAACUGGUCAGGCAGCAGCAGCAGCAACAGAUACAGGAACAGCAGAAGCAACUAUCCCUCUUGCAAGGAGAGCAGUUGAAGUCAAGUUCAGUUCUUAUGUCACAAGAGAAACCUCAAGGUCAAGAGGUUGAAGUUGAGAACGAGUCUCAAAAUGACGAGGAGGAUGCAAAACCCUUGAAGUCAUCCAUUUCAAAGACUCAGAGCCUUGACACACCAUCGAUUGAAAGCCUAGAUGACAAAGAAAAGUCAGGAUUCUCUAUCCAAAGGAGUAAAACCUUGCCUGGAAGACUGAAAACAUCUCAGCUGGAGCUGGAAGACAGGACAGAUGAUACACUUCGUAAGUCAGCCCUUCUUGAAGGUCAUGGUGAACACAAGUCUAAGGCUUUUAUAUUUCUAAGUCAGGAUGGCUACAAGGAACAUCACUCAGCGAUAGUUCAUUGCAGGUUUUCGUCCAGUGGAAGGAUGAUUGGAAGUGCUGACGCUGACGGAAUUGUCAAAGUCUGGACACACCAUCCUGAUAUCCAGACAUGUGGCACUAUAAUGUCUAAAUCACCACUGUUAUCACUGGAGUGGGCUCCAAAACCUGACAGACUGCUUCUUUUAGGCACAGGAAACGGUAAAGUUAAAUUCUACGACACGGAAAAUAAAAAGCCAAUAUGCGAUGUUGCAACCGAUUCUCAGUAUCCCAGAAUAGUGUCACUGUCAUGCAGUCCUACCGGAGGUGCCUUUGUGUGUUCGGCGGCAGCAAACAAGAAAUCUGUGACGUCAUCAUUAAGGUUGUCCCAGUCCUUUUCAAAAUACAGCGAGAUGUCCACUUUGACGUCAAACAGUUUAAGUAGCAGUUCAGGUGUUCUGCAGUGCUGGGAUAUGAAGGCCAUGAGAGUUGAGCGCCAACUACCAUUGGAUCCAGUCCCCACAUGUAUAAACUGCACUGCGUUUAAUCACAAUGCAACACUUUGUAUCUCAGGAGGAUCUGACGGCAUGAUACGCUUAUUUGAUAUGAGGUCAUUUGACUGUUUAAUUGGUUGGCAAGCUCAUGAAGGCGAGGUGUGUUCGAUACAGUUUAGUGCGGACGAGACCACAGCUUACAGUAUGGGAACAGAUGGCAAGUUUUCUCAGUGGAGUGUACAUCGCAUGGGUCAGAAGAUGACCGACCUUGAUAUCCAUGAUGGAGCUGUGUGGUGUGAGACAGAAGGACCAGGUCUCUCGCACGGCAAAACCAAGUUCAUGUCGUCGCCGUCAUCUUAUGGCAGGAUGUUUGCUUUCGAUGCUGAGGGACAGUAUCUCCUUUCUUGUGGGCCGGAAAGUGGAGUCGUAUAUAAAGUGGAAAAGAGCCAGGGGCUGUGUCAAGUGCUGUCCUUGCCGGCAGAACACAAGUCGCCUGUGGUGAGCGUUGACUGGAGCUCUUCAAUGAGCUGUUACACGUGUCUCACUGGCUCCGUGGAUGGAUCAAUACAAGUCACUUCUCUGUUAAAGCAUUGACAAUCUUUAUCAACCCUCCUAUCACUGCGUCGUCCCGUCAGCCUCCUCCUUAGAGUUUUCCACAGCUUUCAAAUCAAAGAUGGUGGCUACGAGAAGUUGUGCCCCAGGGAAGACCUUCAGUGGAAAUAAGACUGGCCGUAUGUGUCUGAGCAGUCGAACACAGGCCCCUUGGGAUCUUGUGGCGUGGCGUUGAGGUGCCUGUGAUUUGGGGAUAGGAGAAUAGAUAAACAGCCGGAUGACUUUUAUAAUCCGAAUUGUGUUUUAGGUAACGGCGGCAAAGAUAUAAUUUUUUUAUAAUUCUUACGAAGAAAUGAGAAUAAUGUUAAAUGAUGUAACGUUUGUUUUGUUUGUAUGAUGUUGUCUGUAGUAUUGGUUUCCAGAACAUAUUUCCAAUGUAAAUGUGAUAUGCAGUAACAGAUCAGAGGUAUAUGAGAGAGAUAUAUAUUUUUUAUGAAAUUUAUACGUAAAAAAUAUGCUUAAUCCAUAGAUAUGUAUUGAGAGUACAUAACAUUUCUCUAGAGGUGGCGAACAGGAAAAUAAAGUUCCCUAAUGACUGGA